GAAAUCGCGCGAUAUCAGCCCUCACGAGAUCUCGGCCCGUUCUUUUCCCCGGAACAUCAGGCAAGAUGGUAGGUCGAAGAUUGACUACAGCGCUAGUCAAAUUACAAUCCUUAGACAUCCGAGUUCUACUGUCACUGUUUUUAUAAGCUGUUCACAUAAUCGGACUGUCACACACAUUUACUAUACGUUUAAAGAGAAAUCGUUGCUUGGAAUUUCGUAUAAACCUUUGUACCAGACUCCAAAUUGGUCUAAGCUAUGUCCGCUUGUGGUUUAGCUAACCCGGUGGAAGAACGAAGUCAGUGCGAGUGGGUUAAUAAACUGAUGUGUGAAUGUGUUGGUUGCUCCAAGCCAAGGGUUAUGUGCUUCAGAUAUUGCAGUCCACUCAUGACAAUGUAUUCGUGGGUUAAACAGUAGUGGUGAUCCUUGGGAAUCCUGUAGCCUUUAGGCUAACAUACUAAGCUAGGAUGAUGCUUUUCUGUUUCAGGCGGAUACCGAGAUCAAGAAGAAGCGUACCUUCAGGAAGUUCACCUACAGAGGUGUGGACCUGGACCAGCUCCUGGACAUGUCCUAGUAAGUGUAGAACCUCUUACCUGAUGAUGUGCUAAGUGGAGAUCAGAGGUCAGAUAGAGGCACUGCAGUAUGUCAAGCCAGGUGGAAAUGAAUGUAACUUAUCUCCUUGCACAGGAAACACAAAAUUGUGUUCGAUAGAGUACUACACAGCCUCAGUUUUGGCGUCUUCUAUCUUUGUUGAUGUGGUUUGACAGGUGAUUGUUGUUUGACUGUUGAAAUACUGUAAGAUGUGACCAAUGUUUUAUGCCCCCAUGUGAGGUAAUGAAGUGGACAAAAUACAGUAUAGUGAUUGGUUGAAGUUUAUUUCGAAUAUGCAAACCAAAAUAUAAAAAAUAAAAUGACAGUAAAGCAAAACAUGUAAACGUAAAACAUAGAAAUACAUAUUUGAAUAGGAGUGAGAAGAGAAUAACUUAUGAACGCCCACCCCUUCCCUCCAAACAAGUACCCACACCAAGCUGCCUUGCAACUUGUUUAGAUGUACCAGAUUUUUUUAGAUAAAGUACGUCCAUGACUUUGUAUUAUAAAACAAAAUCUACAUCCACCACUACACACAUAAAAACAACAAAACAAAAUAAAACCAGAAAGAAACAAAACUAAGAUUGAACAAAACAAAAGAAACAAUAACCUCAUAACACUUAGUGCUACCCAACACCUUCCUCAUCCUUGUACCUCUUAAAUGGUUUCUUUAUACCUCAUUUUAAACUGUCAUGUUUAAACAUUGCUUUAAUUUCAUGGAAAACCUCUUCCAUAGUCUCACCCCACUCACUGAAACACAAAAAUCCUUCCUCUUUGUCUGAAUUUAAGUUAAUUUUCCCCCUUAAAUAAUAACUUUCCUCGCGCAUACUCAAUGAUUUCUGUAUAUUUAUUGGUAGAUUAUUAUUUUUAGCUUUAAACAUUAUUUGAGUGGUUUGAUAUUCCACAAUGUCUAAUUUUAACAGUGCACCACCUCCACCCUUUGUCUUCAAAAAUAAGUACAAAGGACCAUUACUACCUGUUUGAUCAUGGAAACAUAGAUUGAAAAUGUAUAAAAGUUCAGUAAAAGUAGAAUUCAUGGUGCAACUAUUUUUGAUUGUUGCACAGGGUCAAAAAAUGUCUUAUCACCAGGUUUUAAAUAUUACUGGGUUUGCAUUGUUCGAAAUUAAUGUAUUAUUAUUAUCUUAAGGCUAAUGGUGGAUUUAAUUGAUAUCGUCCUCCUCUUUCCUGUGUAGUGAGCAGCUCAUGCAGCUGUACUGCGCCCGCCAGAGGAGGAGGCUGAACCGUGGCCUGCGCCGCAAGCAGCAGUCCCUCCUUAAACGCCUGCGCAAGGCAAAGAAAGAAGCUCCCCCCAUGGAGAAACCCGAGGUGGUGAAGACUCACCUGAGGGACAUGGUCAUCCUGCCUGAGAUGGUCGGGUCCAUGGUUGGAGUGUACAACGGCAAGACUUUCAACCAGGUUGAAAUCAAGGUGAGGGGUUGUUGGUCAGCUUGGUGGGAAGGCUUAAGAGAAUGUUGUGCAACGUGCUUUGUCUCUAAGGCUGGUUGCAACGAUUAAUGCAUCUACCUAAAACCUUAUCCUUAUAGGAAUUGCUGCUUACUUGGGAACGCUGCACAUAACACUAAUUGAUAACAUAAAUUAAAUUGAUGUCUGGGCAGUUGGGAGUUUAUCCUUUACCUUGUUGUGUGAGAAGACUUAUGUAUUUUUCAACACUGAUGGAGAACAAAGAUGAUCUUUGAAAAAGGUUUAUCUUUGGAAGUGGCAUCUUUCAGUGUAGUGUGGACUCUGUUGGAGAGGUUUUACUUGACAUUUUUGGCAUUGCCCCAGUACCCUUGAACAAUGCAAGUCCCUUAGCGGUUAAAUCUUUCAGAGCAGUAAGACAAAUAGGAAUGUUGGUGUGAAACACAGCUCCUUUCUGACACUAGAUUUUUCAAACCGAUACAUAGGUUGAGUUCCUUUAAAUGCAGAAUUUAAAGAAAUAGCUUUGAUUGAAUAAAUUCCAAACUCCUUUUAUAUGCCAACUCCUCUUGCAUUUUUUUGUGCGUGGGAAUGAUAAAUAUUUUCAGUUAAAUGCAAAUAAAGGAAGUUCUAGACCUGCAUAAACAGGGAUAAACAGCCUGCCUUUCCUCUGUCAGAUCUAGUGUUUUGAUUUACAGCUAUUAGUAUAGCUGGAGUAUUGGUCUUGUCACUAACUCAUUUCUCUUCUCCACAGCCUGAGAUGUGCGGACACUACUUGGGUGAGUUCUCCAUCACCUACAAGCCAGUCAAGCACGGUCGCCCCGGUAUUGGAGCCACACAUUCUUCUCGUUUCAUCCCUCUGAAGUAGAAUGGCUGUAUUCUUUGUAUAAAUAAAAAAAAGGGUUGCUCCAAAAAUACUUGUCUGCUUUGUUUUUUAUCUUUUGUUCAAAAGAAGUUGAGAGGCAUGGGUACUAACUUAAAAGGUUAAAGUCAGAUUUAAAAUGGAUUUUUGAGGUGUUUUGGUUAUCAAAUAUUGAUGACUGACUUUUAUAUGGAGAAUAGACUGUUAAAAUAUAGUACAACAAGGUUAUUUUAACUAGAAAAAGAUGUGAUUCUGCUAAAUAUCUGUUUCAUGUAAACUUAACAUCUUUCACUGCCAAGAGGUUUGUUAUUUGAAACAAAUUCCAUUUAAUGUUUUACUCCUUCAAUUUUUGGUGGUCAGCUGAAUGAAGUUAAGGCCUCUUUUUUUUUUGGUUUUUGGUGGACCCAAGUUUUCAUCUGUUGAGAAGAUAAUGCUGGUCAGGUUGACACACUCUCCAAUUGAUGGAGUUAGUGUGUUUUUAUUGUUGCAUCACCUGUGCAAUAUAUAAGUAGGACUGGGCAAUAAGUGAUGACGUAUAUCAAAAAUAAAUUUCCCUCCAUAUCAAUAUGAAACUAGGCCAAUAUGCCUUGUUAGGGCUGGGCGAUAUGAAAAAGUUUAUCACGAUAUAUAUUUUUUUCAUAUCAGUCGAUAUCAAUAUAUGUCACAAUAUUAAAAAAAUGAAAUUUAACGGCAUGUCUAUUGGUAGACAUGCUACCAAUUAGAAAUGUUAAAUUUCAUGUAAGAGUGAUUUUUUUUAUAUUGUGAGAUAUUGAUGUCAACUGAUGUGAAAAAUUUUCUUUCCAAUAUUGCCCAGCCCUAUAUUUAAGUAUUCCAAAUAGCUAUAUCACUGUUUCUGAAACUUAAUAUUUCCAUGUGAACCUGUUGGGGACACACUGAGGCUGUCACUGUAUGUGCAUAAUGAAUGGGUCACUUAAUUGGCCCAUUACUGCUGCAGAAUUUUAGAUAUCUGUGAAAAGUUUUCGAGACUUUUCUUUUGCACUUGUUACAGACCAUGUCCUGAGUUUGUUUUACUGUGUGAGAAUGUGUUAUUUUUUCUAAGAAUCCAAAUAACAAUGGUUAAGUUAUAUGAUAAAUGUAUUGAUUUUAAUGGCAUUUUUUACUGAACUCUUAUAAUUUUAGUCAUUGCAUCAGUAAACCUUAUUGUAAACUG
Molecule: messenger RNA, 4034 nt
Organism: Xyrichtys novacula (pearly razorfish)
Lineage: Eukaryota; Metazoa; Chordata; Actinopteri; Labriformes; Labridae
Source: the annotation of a GenBank genome assembly